ACCUCUAAAAAUAGACUCUUCGUAAAAUCGCUUCGCACCGUGGGAUAUUUUCAGUCGCGCCUAUUUUAAGCCCGUUCUUGUUUCAUUUUCCCAAACUUUUUCUUCGGGAAAUUCAGUGAGUUCAAGUGACACUCGGUGCGGUUAUCUGUCAUAAAUCGAACAACCUGGAUUUAUCGCGAAUAUAAUUCGAUAAAUAAACGAGUCACGAAAUUAUGAACUGACUGACGGUUUAGAGUGUAUUACGUCGGUUUCAAGUCUUUCAUGCCGAGUUAAGAGGAUUUUUACAGUGCUCCAUGUUAAUUACACAUUAUAUUAUUGGUUUUAAGUAGAUUUCUCUUGUCAACAGAAGUAAACUCAUUUUAAUUUAUUUAAUUUGAUAUUUCUUGUGAACAUUUGUGUUUUGUGAACAGUUCUUUGAUAUAUUGCCAAAAGAGACAAGUUAUAAAUACAUGCUCGUUAAAAAAAGUGUAUACUUCAAACUCUGAAAUUCACGAAAUUUUUUUUGUACAAUUAACAAGUAAUUAUUUCAUUAAGAUGUUUACGUUAACUCCAAAUAAACGGCCUUGACCUAGUUUGCAUUGGCAAAAAUAUGGCUUUUUUUUCAAAUUAUAGUACAUAUAACUAACUUGACCAUAAGUUUCUAAAACCGUGAAAUGUUUUCCAUUGUUUUCUGUGUUACGUGGUCAAGCCUGCCCGACUUAAACUGAACUCCGAGCGUUUUAUUGUUAUCGAGUAGGCGUGAAACAGCUUAAUGUACCUCGUAAAUAAACUGAAGUGCGUUAUGUACUGUCCAAGGAAAUAAUUGUGUAUCUGGUGCGGUUUUUGGGAUGCAAAACAGACGAAACGUUUGCACCUCGUUGUCGAGUUCGCAGCCUGCACACUUCGUUCUAUUUUUAGAGGUUUAUUGUUUUAUGCUGCAGCUUUGACACUGAUCACAAAAUCUGGAUGUACAUAGUUUUUAUAGGCACAACACGCAUUUUCUUCCAAAAAUCAUCAAUGAAUGCUUCGAUGAAUUGACAUGAAUGAUAAUUACGAGGAGCAUUGUAACAUGCCAUCGAAAAUCAGCGGGAAUAUCUUGAAAUUAAUCGAGGAUUUGGAGGGUGUUUCUGAAUCAACAGAUCGUUCAUUCUUAGUUGCGAACUAUUCGAAACCGGGACAAUGCAACAUCAUCUACUGUUCGGACGGUUUUUGCCGUUUGGCGGGAUAUUCGCGAGCCGAAGUGAUGCAACGUUCGGCCUCCUGUUCUUUCUUAUGUGGACCGUUGACGUCACAACAAGCUGUUAACGGAUUGAGGGAGGCUCUACAGAAGGGAGUCGAGAAACAUGCGGAGGUGCUCUAUUACCGGAAAGACGGUUCAAAGUUCCUAUGCUCAGAAGUGAUCGCCCCAAUUCGAAGCGAGGUGGAUGACAUAUCGUUAAUCAUAAUUAACUUCGAGGAUCUGACCACGGCGCCUGCGCCCUCCCUCGAGCCCGGUCCUGUCAGGAAGAGUAGACUGAGUAAAUUCGACAGAGCCCGAGCGUCCUUUCGGCAGAGCCUGCGCCUCGGACGAGGUCGAGCCUUGAGGUUGGGCGGCUACCUCACACCUCCCAGUGACGUCACCGCGGCCGAGGAGGAAGAAGACACUUUGGAGCAAUGUCCGCUAACGUCAAACUCGCCCACUCCGAUUCUCUCGGAGCAAACGUGGGUGUCGAGGUCAGCGGGUGGAGCCCACCAUCAGCAGCAGCAGCAGCAGCACCACAUGAGCCCCUCUUCGGGGGUGCACCACCGCACCCCCGACUACACCGCCCUCACGAUAAGUCACAGCGCACCUGCGAGUCAUCAGGCGAGUUUCGAAAGGGGCGAGAGUCAAGAGAGAGGAGGUUUUUGCGGAGUGAACGGGAGGAAUAACGGUAACGGUAACGGUAACGGUGGUGGAACCAAUAAUAAUAAUAGGCAUUUACAUUACGCUAAUCAAAACGCGGUCACCGGUCCUUAUAAGGUGACACAUGCCACUAGUUUAGAUGCUAUAGCGAGAAGACAAUGUUUUAGGACGGGAUAUCCCGCCCAAACUUUAUCUAGUAAGCCCAUACUUAAUAAGCAAUUCCCAAACGUUUCGUCCGAAAGUGAUCUUCAAAGAUAUCGGACGGCUCAGCAAUCAAAUGACCGGAAGAGUCCAAGCCUUUCGAAUCCAACCGAUUCGUUAAAGCAAAAGGUUUGUCCUCAAUUUUCCCUUCAAGAUAACGGAUCAGCCAAGUAUUUCCAGAGUGGGAUCCAUACGCCAAAGAUGGGAGAAAAAGUUGCACAGAGCCCUUUUUCGCGAAUUUUGGAAAACAAUGCUGCCUCUAUGGUGUUGUCGUUGGGCGCCGACGUUCUUCCAGAAUAUAAAUUACAAAACCCGACGAUCCACAAUUACACCAUAUUGCAUUAUUCGCCCUUUAAAGCGGUUUGGGACUGGAUUAUUUUGAUCUUGGUAAUGUACACCGCGAUUUUCACACCAUACGUCGCGGCAUUUCUACUGGGCGAACCCGAUUUUAACAACAGGAAAAAUAAGAAAUACGGCGAGGAUCCCAUUGUCAUUAUCGAUCUUAUUGUUGAUGUAACUUUCAUCAUAGACAUCCUUAUCAAUUUCCGGACUACAUACGUCUCCGGAACGGACGAAAUAAUUUCAGAUCCGGGUAAAAUCGCGGUUCAUUAUUUAAAAGGGUGGUUUCUGAUCGACCUGGUGGCCGCGGUGCCCUUCGAUCUUCUCUUUUUUGGUACCGACACUGACGAGCGUUCUACGAACGAUCAAAACAAGCAGACAACGACACUGAUUGGCCUUCUGAAAACAGCGAGACUUCUUCGUUUGGUCAGAGUAGCUCGAAAAAUCGACAGAUACUCGGAAUAUGGGGCGGCCGUACUCCUGCUGCUUAUGGCCACUUUUGCUUUGAUCGCCCAUUGGUUGGCUUGUAUAUGGUAUGCGAUCGGUAACGCGGAAAGACCAAACCUUCACUCAAAAAUCAGUUGGUUGGACAUUUUGGCGACCGAUACUCAACAACCAUAUUUGGCCAACGGAACUGGCGGACCGAGUAUAAAGAGUCGAUACAUCACGGCACUGUACUUCACCUUUACUUCCUUGACCAGCGUUGGAUUCGGAAAUGUCGCACCAAACACCGAUGCCGAGAAAAUUUUUACCAUAUGUGUGAUGCUUGUGGGAUCCUUGAUGUACGCAAGUAUAUUCGGCAACGUUUCCGCGAUAAUUCAACGAUUGUACUCGGGUACUGCCCGGUACCACACCCAAAUGCUUCGCGUCAGGGAGUUCAUACGGUUCCAUCAGAUCCCGAACCCGCUCAGACAAAGACUGGAGGAGUAUUUUCAACAUGCCUGGACGUAUACGAACGGGAUCGACAUGAACUCCGUAUUGAAGGGAUUCCCGGAAUGUUUACAGGCUGACAUUUGUCUCCACUUAAACAGGAAUUUAUUGCAGAACUGCGAGGUUUUUCAAGCGGCUAGUCCGGGCUGUUUAAGAGCGUUGUCUCUAAAAUUCAAGACAACUCACGCUCCCCCCGGUGACACACUGGUGCAUAGAGGCGACGUACUAACUUCACUUUACUUUAUUUCGAGAGGCUCAAUUGAAAUACUGCGGGAUGAUAUUGUGAUGGCUAUUUUAGGGAAAUUCGAUAUUUUCGGGGAAAAUCCUUGUUUAAAUCCUACCAUAGGGAAAAGUGCCUGUAACGUGAGAGCACUGACGUACUGUGAUCUGCACAAAAUCCAUAGAGAUGACCUUUUGGACGUGCUCGAAUUAUAUCCUGAGUUUUUUAAUCAUUUUAUGAACAAUUUAGAGAUUACGUUUAAUUUAAGAGACGAAGAUCAAGCCGGAGUACCACCAAGAAGGUCCUUCUAUCCAAAAGACAAAGAAAGUAGAUUCUUUAGGGGCGUGCCUUCGGCCAGAUCAAACGGUCUCAGUUCCAGGGGCAAUUCUUUAAAUGGCCGACAGGAGAGUCAAUACAGCGAUGAGUCUGAGUCGGGGCAUGGAAUCUUGGAGUUCACUACUGACAAAGCGGGCCAAGAUGUAACACCGCUAAACCUGGAUUUUGGCGAGGAAAAACGACGAUCGUCCACGUUAAAUUCCAUUACAGGCAUGUUAUCACAACUGAAACGCAGCAUUCCAGAUCUCAGGUUACAUAAAACCCAUCAACCUUUAGUAGCGCAAGCUACUCCACCCUCCUCGCACCGCGUUCGUACCAUCCGUCGCCAGUCGUCGAUGGACGGACAUCACGUGACAGCCGUUCCUCCACCGAUUCAGGGUUCUUCUAGUCACGCCCACCACACCACCACUAUUGCGCCCCUGUCAAGUAGUACCAGCUACUACACGAAUAGUCCAAGUCCUCCUGUGCCACACGGCGAACAGCCCCACGGUGAUGAGGUGCUGGUUCCAGUGGACGCGGGUGGAGGUCAGCCCCCUCCCCCUCCCCUUCCAAAAUAUUUUGAAAAAGACGGGGAUAAAAUCGAGAUGAGCCGCCCGUACAUAGACGCUUUAUAUACCCAAUUAGAAACUUUGACCAGAAAAGUUGACACUCUCGAGAGUACGUUAGGUAACGACGUAAAAACAAUAUUGGCGCUGUUGCAAGAGCGUCAAGGCCACCAUCAAGUGGUGCAACAGUGUACGGCGACUUCGCCCGCGCCCAGCUGGAUAGUGGGAGAAGUGGCCUUAAUAAAGACAGAGUCUGAGAUACCAGAAGAACCGAUGGCUCUGGAACCUGCUUCGAUAAGUAGAAGUAGAACCACUUUCCAAAGGUCCGUUAGUGAACCGAAACCCAUAAGUAGAACGCACCAUUCCCAAGUAUUACACAGGUUUGCCUCGUUUAACAAAACCUUCGAUUUCGAGAAAUACCAAGACCCGUCUUGGAUGGAAUGCCUUAUAUCGCACGAAAAGGAUCAGCAAGAUGAGAAAUAUGCGCCCAUAGCGAAACUAGAGUCUUUAGAUGAAUUAGAUUUGGAAUCACCUACCGAUAGUCCAACCAAAAAGGCAAAAAAAUAGCGGCCGUAGACCCGAAUAGGAAUUUAGAAAAUGUGUGAUUUUGUAUAAAGAAGGGUAAUUUUUUUUUUGAUAAUUAUUUGCCAAAAUUCACCUGAGAAACGAAAAGUAUUAUUACGUUUUGCUAAAAGGCCUUUUUUCGUUCGAUAUUAGAGCCAUAUUAUAAAAAUGUUAUUGUUAACGUUCGCUGGACGUACACUUGCUCGUGAUAGAUUUAUAAGUAACGAUGCUCUAAAUAUCGAAGCAAUAAAUAGGCCUCACCAUACAAGAUAUGAAGAAACAUCGUUUAGUUGUUGUUGACUCAUUUGAAAAUGAAUCAAAAUUUAAUGCCCUUGUUUUGAUAAAUUGUGACAAAAUAAUUGAGAACAACUAAAUAAAGUUUUAAGUUGUUGAAUAAAUUAUAUGGAGCGUUUGCUGAGAGCAAAAGGUACAAAUUGAGCGAAAUAGCUAUAAAGCAUCUUAUUUUAUAGACAUAAGACAUUAUUAUCACCAUUAACCACCACUACCAUCUUUGAUUUGUAACUGAUGAACAAAAGAUAGAUGUCACAUUGAGCUCCGCGUGCCCACCGGUGGGCAUUUCGAGUUUGCUUUCUGGUACCACAUGCCGACCGGUGGGCACAUCGCAUCACUUAUACAGGGACCGCGUGCUCACCCGUGAGCAUGGAUUACAUUGAUUCUGCCUAUACCAAACGACGGUCUGGUCUCAGGAUGAGCCAAAAAGUAUAUUGGGUUAGGCAGUUUGGAUAGUUUAGGUAUUUAGUUUAUAAGAAUAGAAAAAAACAACAUUUGAGUUAAUAUACGAUGUUAUAUUAACUUAAAACAGAAAAAAUACUCUUAAAACUUAAAAAUAAAUUGUCAUAAAAAAACAGUCGUUUUCUUAUGUAACCAAAACUUAAAAUACCAUAAAAAUGACUAACCUAAAUAUAUUAAAACGACCUAACAUUUGACGAAAUACACACGGCCACAAAGAAACUGCUGACACUAAAGUUUUAAGCCAAAUGUUUUUGGAAGCAAGUAAUACAAAGGGGAAUAUUACACGGUACACAAAUUGUAUUGACCUUUUUCGCAUUUUUUCGGGCGUACGCAGCAUUGUAAGCCAUUGACAUGGUGCUGUAGCAUUUAGUCUUUCAAGUAACUCGUUUUUGGCCUUCCACUUGAGACCUGAAACUACCUCUUCUUUGAAAGUGGUGAUGCUGAUUUUUUUCUUGUUUAUUUUAUUGUAAAGAUGUAACGCGUUUACUAUUGUUGUAGCAGUAAUGAGAUGAAACACUGGACGUUUGUACCAUUUUGAAGUUCGCCUUAGAAAAGGCGCGUAUGCUGACAUUUGAUCCGACAAGUCGAUAAAGGCCUUGCCCUGAUUAUAGUCAACAAUUACUUUCGGUUUAAUAACUUCCUUUCCUUUCUUUGCUAAAGUAACAGUAGAAUCAUCGUGUUUGGUGCUUAGCAUGAUGACGUCUCUCUUAUUCUUCCACUUCAGGACUACAGUUUUGUCAUUAUCUUGCCGAGCUACAAUUCCACCUCGAUUCAACUUUUCCUUUAUUACUUCCUGAGGAUAACCUUUGCGGUUUGCUCUAAUUGUACCAACUAAAUGCGUUUUUCGGUCGAUCAGUCUUUUGGCUAAUGAUACGCUCGUGUACCAGUUGUCAGUGUAAAGUGUGCGGCCACUGUCCAAAAGACCUUCCAUCAAUUCCAUGACUACCUUUUUAGAAACUGCAAAUUCACUUGAUUUUUCUCUGCUGGUAUAUACUUUGAAACUCCAGGUGUAUCCUCCAGAUACACACAACUUGAAAAGCUUUAUACCGUAGCGGUGUCGCUUAUUGGGUAUAUAUUGUCUGAAAUAAAUGCGUCCUCGAAACGGGACGUUACUUUCGUCGAUACAAAUGUCUUUUUCGGGCCUGUACGAGGACUUAAAUUUCUUUAGCAGCAUGUCAAGAAAUUCGGAUGUUUUGUAAAGUCGGUCAUCAGAGGGUCUGUCCUUCUCAUUAUCACUUACAUGGAACAUGCCCAAAAUAUCUAAAUCUGUUUCUACUCAUAAUUGUGGGUAUGCGAUUUUGGUACAACGAUUUGGUUGACCAAUAAUCCCGUAACUGAGGCAUUGGAAGAAGACCCAUCCAUAAUCUAAUGCCAGAAAAUUUUCGCAUUUCCACGGGAUUGGUAUCCACUGAUUUCGGCACCUUGGCCUUCCGGUUUGGAUCUGCUAUUGCUGCAGGAAUUUGCUGUGAAGCAAACCUAUUAGUUUCAGUCACAAAUAGAUUAAUCAUCUCAUCAUCGAUAAAAUAGUUAAAGAAUUCAGUUGGUUCUUUCUCUGUAAAGUCUGCACUAACAGCUGGAACAACACCAACAUUCUGAGGGCUUUCACUGAAAGACAGUCGGUCUCCUUGAACGUGAUUCCAUUUUUGCUUAGUAGUUAAAGUCGCUAGAGGUACGUUAUCGUCUAGAUCUUCGUCUUCGGAUAAUAAUAUGACAGAAUUAUCUAAAUUAUUACCGGAUGAUAGAUCAGUUUCAACAGGAAUAAAAUCUUUAUCUACGAGCGAAUCAUCUGAAAAUCCGGUAAUUUCGUCUUCUAUUAUAUCUCUUGACUCGUCGUCGGAUUCUUCAGAUUCUUCAGCUCCUUCGCCAACUCCUGAUCCGAUAGAUAUUUUUUAGCCAUAUUUGCUUAACUCUGACACAAAAAAACACAUUAAAGCUAGUGUCCACGGGUGGGCAUUCGGCCCCAAAAUGCAAAAUAGCCUUCUGGGACCACGUGCCUACCCGUGGGUCACCGCAAAAAAAUUACAAAAACAUCCAAAAGUCGACAGAGUAUUGAUCCACAAACAACAUAAACUGCAAAAAAAUAACUAUUAACAAAAAAUAUCCAGAAUGAAAAUUUGGUCCCUGGAAGUAAAAUCCAAAUGCCCACCGGUGGGCACGCGGGGCUUAACGUGUUAAGAAGGAAAUAUGAAAUAUUUAAAUGGGUGUCGAAUUCAAUGCCAGAAUGUCAAGUGCCUAGUUUCUAAUUAUUCCUGAUCAUCUAAUUUAAUAUUGAGAUGUUCUGCCACAUCUAAUUGAUCCAUUUGGAAAGUCAAUUCUGUAAGUGCUGAAAUCAAUCUUGAAUCUUGAAUGAUAAUGAAUAAGUAUUUGUUAACCUUACCUUAAAUUUAAUUAAAGUAUUUAUAAAAUACAUAAUUCCAACCGUGUUUACAAGGGUGCCGAAUCCAAUCUUCUUGAUCAGACUACCUAAUAAAUAGAGAUUAUAGGCAUUGCAUCCUAAUAAUAAAUUUUCCCUUUUUUUGGGAUUUUUAGCACAAGCGAUAUUGGUAUUACUACUAGAGAAGGUGAAAUAUAAAGUUGUUUUAAAGGUCCUAUGUAUAAAGUAACAAAAGCUUUUUUUCAAUAGUUCAGUAAAUGUAAUAAUCCACUUGUAAAUAGCCUUACUAGAUUAAAUUCAUAUGCAUGCCUAUGUAAACCUUAGGGAAGACAUAAAAUCAUAUGAGCGCAAGAGAGAUAAAAUAUACAGAUUUGAUUUUCAUUUAUUUUAGUCCGGGGACAACGUGUAGAUUUUUACGCUAAUAGAAGCGUAAUUAUUUUUUGAAGUUAUUUAAUUUUCUUAUUUAAUAUUAAUUUGGAAAGUUAAUACGGCACCCCUUUUUCGGAUAUCCAUUGGUGUAUUAUUAUUAUACCAAAAAGAGGAAAAAUUUGUUUCAUAAUUAGUUUUGUGAUAAAUUUUGGCGCCCAACGUAUGGUAGUUCUAAUGCAUAUUAAGCUCCUUUAUUGCGGUAUAUGUAUAAUGGUUUGUUAACCGUUUUUUAAAGUUUUUAUAAUGGCUUCUGAUAGUGUACAAAACAAAAAUCUAAUUUUUAUUUUUUUUAAAUUUAUCAAUGACGGCGAUAAUUAGAUUUUUCAAUUUUUUGUUUUAAAUAUUGGCGCCCAACAGGUGGUAAUUUUAAUUAACAUUAUUUCAAUUAUAGUAUUUUAAGUAUUACUAAUUACAAUUUAGUACAUACGCCCUUUUUAUAUUAAAUUAAUUAAAGUUUCAUAUGUGCUUGUACCUUUUUUUACCAAAUUUGAAGAUCAACAUUUUUCUAUUCAAAUUUUUUUUGAUCCGACAAAUACUUUUAAGGCUAUUUGCCUUUAAACAAUUAAAUUGUUUAUAACUGUUAUCAAAUUCGUUGGUUUAGUGAUGUGAGUUAUAGAUUUGAAAGACGAAAAGGCUUUUUAAAGAAAAAUAUUUUAAGAACGUUACAGCGUUGUGACUUUCUUCUUUUUCUCUUAAGAAAUGAUCUUACCUUUACAGGAGUGGUGAGGUGGUUGUUAUAUGACGAUUUCUAAGCAGGAUUUCGUUAUAGAUUCGUCUGGAUGUAGGCUUCUCUUAAAUAUUCUUGGCAUCAGGAAUUUCUGCACCAUAAAGUAGCUAAUUAUUGCUACUAGCAAAAUAUAAAGUAAUACAGUAUAAAUGCUGGUUUUGUGGUAGUAUACAGGUUGAUUCAGGGCCCGGUCAAGUCUUUGAUGCUGAAUCUCGAUGGAUUUAUGAAGAUGUUUGGCUUCAUUUAGGUCCAGUGAGCUUAAUUCCAAAUUAUUGAAGAGAACUGGUGUAGCUUCUUUGCUAGACGGUGAUAGGUUGAUUUGAGGUAGGUCGAUGUUUUUGUAAUGGGUUUUUGGAUCCUUGUAAUUUUUGAUGACAAUGUUUCCGACACGAAGUUCACAAGUAAAAUCCAGUUCUACGAUGUAGGUGCCAUUUAAUGGGAUAUUGUAUAUAUAUCUUUAUUCUUUUAUGUCGAGGUACGAUUAGCAUCCAUUUUCCUUCUUCCACUUUUUCUGCUUUGUUAGUGGUAAUUUUGAUUUUCGCCUGCUGGCAUUGGGAUAUUGAUUCUCUGAAUUUUAGCAUCUGUACUUCGCAAGAUGCAUCUUCGUCUAUAGGCAAGGGGUUAAAGUCUUGGCAAACGUAAUCGUUGGUGGUGAUCUUACUGCAUGGUUGGUUGGAUUUUGCAUACUUCAGCUCAUUAAGGAUUAGGUAUUUGGUUUGCGGAAAUAUUACAUCGUGGAAGGUUUUUGAAGGUGUAGGUAGAGGAUAAAGGUGGUACAGUAGAUAACUGUUCUUCUCUACGAUCGGCAUUUCGAUGAUAAAUAUGACUUUAUUUCCCUUUGUGUAACUUUUUAUAUUAAGGACUUUCUCAAAAAGAAAUACAUUUUUAAAAGUUGGAUCAAAUGGGAGUUUACCGGAUGUUAAACUCGUAGAAAUUAAUUGAAUUUCCUUAAAUAAGUCUUUUGGACUAAUGAUCGAUGGAUGAAAGGUAUUUAAUUUUGAAAAAGUUAUUGCUAUUUGAAGAUCUUCUAAGACAUCAUACAUUUCUUGUAAGAAUGUGGUAGCAUGAGAUAGCAUUGUUUGCAAAAGAAAGAAAUGCUUAUCUUCAAAACUGAUUUUGUUAAGUCUUUGGACCUCUUUUUGAAUUUCUUUUAUUUGUGAUUCCAAAAUAUUUUGUUGAGUUUUUGAAAAAGUUUAUUAGAAUUAUCUUUUAUGGUAAUUUGUUCUAGCAUUAAAAGUUUUAUAUUAUUUUCGUUUUGCAUAAUUGAAGUUAUUGCUGAAUCAUAGCGCUGAGCAUCCUCAUUAUCUAAAUUGCCGGUGACAAUACUUUUGACAAUACUGCCUAAUCCAUUUAUAAGGCCCCUUUUUUCGCGAGUUUUAAGAGAGAAUGGAUUUAUUUGAAGUAUUUGAUUUUUUAUUUUUUCUUUUAAGGUUGAAGCUAAAUUGUAUGAGUUAAAAUAUUCUUUUUUAUAUAAAGAACGGUUUUCUAUAUUUUUUCCUAGGUCGUAUAUAGUUUUUUGCAUUAUGAGGUAUUGACUGAUAAUAGGGUUGAUGUAAAUUUGAAUGAAAGUCCAGUAAUCAAUUAUGUUUUGCGAGUUUCCUAAUUUCAUUGGUAAAAGUCCGGGGUUCUUGGAUACGUCAUGAAAUGUUACGUCAGGUCUUGCAUGUUUGAUGUUGAGAGACCUGCAACAACAGGGGUUUUUAAUUCUUUUAUAUGGACUACCUCUUCUUUAUUGUUCUUUUUGUUUUUUAUUUUCGAGUAGUUCAAUUAGUUCAUAAGGGCCUAAGAAUCGUUUAAUUUUUUUAUUUCUGUUGGCGUUAUUUUUAUAUACAAUUUGUCCUAUUUUAAAUUGAUAUUGAUUUGGACCUAGAACGUUUCUUUUAUCGAUAAUUUUUUGUUUUUGGGAUUCUAAUUUUUCUUUUAUUUCAUCAUAAAGGUAUUUAUAAGUUCACACGGGUCUCUUGUCUUUGUGUGACCAAAUGUUCGCUCGAAGGGUGUAAACUGCGUCGAGGAAUGAAUCGAACAAUUGUAUGCUAUUAUGGCAUAUUUCAUUAAGGUUUUAACGUCUUCGUCCUUAAAACGGUCUCCUAAAAUUCGAAGGUGUUCGAUAAGUGUAGAGUGGAGUCUUUCGAUUGGUGAGUUCGAUUCAUGGUGAAAAGGUGUUGUGAAAUGUAUGUUUAUUUUAUGAGUCUUUAAGACUUCUUGAACGGUGGUAUUUUUAAAUUCAGGACCAUUGUCCAUAAUUAUUCUCUCAGGAAGACCAUAAAAUGAAAAAUAAUGGAUGAGAGCUGAACAUAUUUCGACUGAAGUUUUGCCUUGAAUAGGAGUGGCUUGACCUAGUUUUGAAAAGGUGUCGACGAGUGUAAGAAAGUUUUGGUUGUCAAAUUUGAAAAUAUCUAUAUGAAGCAGCUGGAAUAGUUUCAGUAGUUUCUAUUAAUACAAGAGGAACAUACGGUGGUAUACGGGAAUAUUUAGAUGUUUGACAUAUGCUAUAAUCAUUUAUAUACUUUAUUAUGUCGGAUUUCAUGGAUGGCCAAUAAUAAUUCCUUUUAAGUUUUUCUAAAGUGUCGGCUAUUCCGCGGUGAUUACAUUUACCUUCAUGCUGGUAUUUCAUAAUAAGGAUUCGCUCAUCAGGUUUGUUUAUAGAGUUUAUUAGUUUUGUACAUUUAAAUAGUUUUGGUCCAGAUUGAUGGCAGUGGUGCAUAUAAACAUCAUUAAAUUCGAUGCACAUGGAAUCAUCAUGAAAAUAUAAGUAAAAAGUUUUCUUAUAGGUGGUAUAUGUUUUUAGGAAUUCUAAUAUAAGUUUGGGAUUAGAUUUUGGAAUUUUGACAUGCCAUAUAUUGUGUUUCUCGAAUGUUUCCCAGUUGACAGUCAAUUUAUUGUGUGGAUUUUUGGAGAUAAUUAUUUGAUAUGAUUUAUUGUUAAUAAUAUCAUCCAGUAUUAUGGGGAUUCCAUCAUUUAAUGUGUUAUGUUGCUGCUAGAAUGCGGAGUAUUUAUAGAAGAUUCUGGAGUCUCUUGGGAAUGAAACUCUGGUGGUGGUAAAUUGACAUUAUCUGGUUGAAGGUUUAAGUUUGACAAAUCAUUAAGAGUUUGUGUUUCGUACUGAUGGAGUGGGUCGUUAAAAUUUUGGAAAUUAUAUUGGGGUGGUUGAAUAUUAGGGUUUGUAUUUCUUGGAGGAACCAACUGAAUAUUUUGCAAUAUUUUAAUUUUUGGUUCUGGACAGGGAGGUUUUAAUUCUUUUAAAACUGAUGUUAUAUCUGCUGGGUUUAGUUUAUUGGGGUCAUAGGACUUUAGGAAUUGGUCAAUAUCUAGAUCUAUAUCACCUGAAUUACUUACGAUACUUUCGUUUUCAAUUGCAUUAAUACAAAUUCGUGAGAGUGCGUCUGCGUUGGUAUUUUGGUUACCCUUUUUGUAAAUAAUUUCAAAAUCGUAUUCCCUUAAUUCACAUCUCCAUCUUACGAGUUUGCUAUUUGGUUCUCGCAUAUUAAAAAGCCAUACUAAAGGUCGAUGGUCUAUGUAAAUUUUGAACUUGCGACUGAAAAGAUAAGGUCGAAAAUGUUUGCAUGCCCAAACUAUAGCAAGUAACUCUUUCUCUAUCGUGGAGUAUUUUAUUUCGGUGUCAUUAAGGGUUCUUGAGGCGUAGGCGAUGGGUUUGUCAUUGGGAAUGUUUCCUUGGGAAAGGACUGCUCCAACUGCAUAGUUGCUAGCGUCAGUUGUCAAAACAAAUGGUUUGCUGAAGUCUGGAUAUUGAAGUAUGGGGGAAUUGGUGAGAAGUUGUUUGCAGUGGUUAAAUGAUUUAAUGAACUCGGGGGUGUGAAUUAUUUUAUGAUCUUUUUUAAGGCAAAUCGUCAUAGGCUUUGUUAUUUUGGCAAAAUCUUUUAUAAAUCGACGAUAAUAACCAAGUAAACCUAAAAACGACUUCAGAGCUUUGGGAGAGUUUGGAAUUGGUAAAUUUUUAAUUGCUGAAAUUUUGUCUGGAUUAGGUUUAACACCUUCAGUAGUAACAACAUGACCCAAAUAUUGGACUUCCUUUUUUAAAAAUUCUGAUUUGUCCAACUGCAUUUUGAAAUUGGAUUCACGUUUUUUCACGUUUCACGGAAGUUUGUCAAAAAUUUGUCUUAAACGGGAAAUGUGUUCUUCCAAAGAACUGCUAAAAAUGACAAUGUCGUCCAAAUUUCCAAGACAGAUUUCAUUUUGAAGACCUCUCAAGAUGUUAUCCAUGACUCUCUGGAAUGUCGAUGGGGCAUUCUUAAGUCCGAAAGGCAUUCGUUUGAACUCGUAAUGUCCAUUUUCAGUGGAGAAGGCGGUUGUUGGGAUAUCAUGGGGAUCCAUCUCGAUUUAAUGAAAACCAUUGGCCAAAUCAAGUGUUGAAAAAUAUUGGCUUCUGCCAAGCUUAUCCAGAAUGUCUGUAAUUUGGGGAAGAGGGUAUUUGUCAUCAAUCGUUCGUUCGUUGAGCUUACGAUAAUCGAUUACAAGUCGCCACUUGCGUUUUCCGGAAGAAUCGAGUUUUUUUGGAAUGAUCCAGAUGGGGCUGGACCAAGGGGAAUAUGAAUUUUGGAUGAUGCCUUGUUCUAACAUUUUUGAAAUUUGUUGUUUUAUUUUCUGUCUAUGGACUUCUGGGUAGCGAUAACUUUUUGUAUAAAUCGGUGUGUGAUUGUCUAAUUUUAUUUGAUGUCUAAUUUGGUUAGUAAAAGUAAGGGAAAUUUUUUCGCAAUAAAUUAUAUCUUUAUAUUCUAGACACAAGUCUCGAAUAAUUUGUUUUUCUUCUAUGUUACAAUGGUCUAAGCGAAUAUUUUUUAAAUUUUCUUUAAGCAAAUUAUUUUGCUUUAAGGAAAGAGGUUCAUCAACUUCCAUUUUUUCAACAAAAUUUAUAUUAUGAAUGUCAAGAAGUUCAAUAUCUAGAGGUUUUGUCAAAUGUAGGGUUACAAGAUAUCCCUCCUGAGGAUUUGUGACUGAAGUAAUAGCAAAAUAGUUUGAGAUAUUAACCAAAGAACCUGGUAUUUCUAAAUUACGAGUAUGUUCAAAUUUAUGAUAAUCUAAAAAUCCGGUACCAAGUUCAACGGUUACUGGUACUUUAAACUAUUUGUUGGGAUCUAGGAGAUACUGUCACUAAAAAAUUGUAACUUUGAAAAUUUUCAUUCGGGAUUUGAUCGUCACGUUUUUCAUAAAUUAUUGGUAUUUCUGCAUUAGAAGUUGUUAUUUUCCGAGCAUUAAUGUUUAUACUAGCAUUUAAUUGGUGCAAUUAAUCUGCGCCAAUUAAACCAUCGUAUUUUUGAGAAAAAUCGAAAAGAUAAAAUUUGUGAUAGGCAUUGGUAUUAAAUAAACUAAAAUUAGGAAUAUUUGCGACUUCAUCGUGAUAUGUCAUUGCGUGGGCGGUCUGAAUAUUAAAUACCUCUUUAUUAAUAAAAUUUGUAUGCAAGGGAAGGUUUCAUUACACUUCUAGAGCUGCCGGUAUCAAUUAAAAAAUGUGCUGUGAUUUCGGGAAUAAACACGUACGGUAAAUCUGAUCGUAUGUUGUAAUUAUGCAUAUUAAUUACGUUGGAUAUUGUGUUGUCUGAAAAUUUCAUCUGGUUUUAUAUUUUCACUUGAAGCGCAAGGAUCGGAUGUCUGAGUGUUAUUGUAGUGAUAAAGAUCUUGCACAUCUGCAUAAUAUGCAUUUUCAUUGGGAUAUGGGUCAGAUUCGUUUUGCUCUAAGAAAUCGUAAUAAUAAUCAUCUUGGGAAUUAUUGUCGUUGAUUUGUUGUGCAUGAAAUUCUUGGUAAUUUAAUUUAUGGGGUGUUGGAAGAUGAAUUAUGGCUGUGCCUGAACUAGUGUCCAUUGGCGUCGGCCUAUUUAAAUUGCUUCGAGCUUGAUGAACGAUGAUGAAUUGAUGAACUUUGAUUAAAAUUCGAUCUGUUAUUGGUAUUUAUUGGAAAAUUUGAAUUUGGGUUUUGGAAAAAUGGUUUUUGUUAAAAAUUAUUUGACGGUUAUGGUUGAGGGGGCCUUGGGACAAAAGAUGCUUUAUUUAUUGGAGGCUGUUGAGGGUUUAAUGCAAACACAUUAUUUAAGGGUGGUGUUGGGCGGAAAAUAUUAAUUUCUGGGGAUGAUUGGGCAUUAAAUGUUGGUUGUAAGAAAGGUAUUGGGAAUUGCUUAUUAUUAUGGGGAAAUGUUUGUUGAUUAUUAUUUGUAGCUCUAACAUGUUGAUGUGGAUGUGUUUUAGUCUGUGGUAGGUUUACAGUUGUGUUUUGAUGUUGAUUUCGGCUGAGAUUUAUAAAGUUUUUUUCUUCGGCGGCAAAUGAUAGUGCCUGUUCUAAAUUAAUUGGAUUUUUAAGCCUAACUACUAACUGCAUGUGAUAUUUGAGCCCUGCUAAGAAGGUUUUUAAAGCAAAAUCAUCGUAAUGGGCGAUUUUAAUUCGUUUUUCAUUUUCAUCUGGCAUCUUGUAUUCUCAUGCCGAAAUUUAAUGGUGGUUCAUUUUUAUAAGGCCUAAUAGAAAUUAAGUCUUGUAUUAGGCAGUCAAUACCCUUUUGAUCUGCGAAUGUUAAAUUUCAGGUUUCUUUUAUUAAGGCCCAAGUAUUUAAUUCUGAUCUAGAGCCAAUUAAAUCAGCUGCUCUACCCCUUAAUUUGCCUAAAAUCGAGUCUAUUAAAAUUGAAUUAAUAGGGUCUUCACGAGUUUGACUAUUUUGAAAAUUUCAUAGAAGAUUUUCACACGAUAAAAUAAAUAUUUGCAAUAAUUUUGGAUUCCCAUCGAAAUGUAGGAUGUUAUCCGUUUGGUAUUUUAAAAGUGGCAUAUCAGUAGGCAUGGUUCUGGAUACAACUGAUACAGAUUCUACUUCGAGUUCUUCCUCCGGUAAGGCAGGUAAAGUAUUAUCAAUAUCAGCGGUAUUAUCAGAAACAAUAGACAAACAAUUAUAAUAAACAAUUCACAGUCAAUAAUUUUAGAUUUAUUUUCAGACAUAAAAUUAAUAAGAAAUUACGCAAAAUUACGUAACUUGACUAAAAAAGAAAAAAUAAAAACUUGAAUAAAAUUGUAACUCUAAAUCUAACCUAAAUAAAAUUGCCAAUCGUAAAAACAACAGUAUAUGUUAUCGUUUGCAAUUGUGCAAAAGCGAAAAAAUCAAAAUAAAAAACAAAGGAAAAAAAAAGGACAAUGAGCACUUACAAUACCAAAAAUCCAGCGAUAAAAAGCUGCAUUCUCUUAGACUGCGUUGCCUAGAUAGGAACCCAUGCUUGUGUUCCCAAGCCUAAUCUAGGGUUGAUCGAAGUUAGACCGUUGCUGAACGCUCUUCUCCCAAUAGAUUUGGUCGAAGUUUGACUUCCUUCUGGGUGCUGCCUCUUCGUAAAUUCACAAGGUUCGCGAUUGCCGAUAAACCGUAAAAACGGACCAAUUCCGCGAUUUUUGUCGGAUAUUGUUCGACUUAGAACUCCGUCGACUGCACCAGUUAUAGAUUUGAAAGACGAAAAGGCUUUUUUUAAAAAUUUAUUUUAAGAAUGUUACAGCAUUGUGGCUUAACUCUACUAAUGCUUAAAUCUAUCUAAUUAAAACGAUUCAAAUUACUUCUUAGCUAAAGUGAAAAUGAUAACAAUGCAAAAGAUCAUAUUCUAUAAACUAAGGAAUAAAAUAUACUAUAGUAAGGGGUUAUAUGUUCCAUAACUUGUUUGCUGUUUUUUGUACCUUUUACUCUCAUCGAAUGUACUAAUAAAAGAGUUUUGAUAAAGUAACCGUGUAAAAAACAGGACGAUUAAACUAAACUUUUGUAUGCUAACGUCACAAUUUAAUUUAAAACGUAAUUUUUGUUAAGAAAUUAAUUAAUACAAAUGUCCAAACUGGCGCAAAGAUGCUUUUUUAAGAGACUGUUAUCAUAAAUAUUAUGUAAGGUAUAUAUUACACCAAAAAAAAAUCAUGAUGAGCUUGGGUUUAAUGCUCCUGGGGACUCGACUCAAAUAUGCAGGUGACUGAAAACCUUUUUUUUUCUUCUUUGUAAUUAUCGAUUACCGAGGGGUUACAAAAAGUAUUGUUACAUUCAUAGUGAGAAUAUAUUUACGUAUUAUUAUUAAAAUUAACAUAAAAAGUAAUUCUUACAUUUUAUUAAGAGCUUGCCGAUAAAGUUUGUUUUAUUAAACAUUGUUAAAGCCAAAUAUUAACAUUUUUUUUAAAUGUUCUUAAAGCUAAGAUGAUUUCUUCGUUUGUUAAAAUUUGUCUUUAAAAAUGAAAAUUGCAAAAAAAAAUUUAACAGGAAAAUACCUAAAUCCGUCUAUAUUGUUAUAUAUAAAAAAAACCAAAUAGUAAUUAACAAAAAGGGUUACAAUUGUAUAAUAUAGCCUUCUUAUUUAGGGAAUAAUAGCAGAGUAUCUUAUUUAUUAAUAAUGAUUCACUUAACAACAAUAUACCAGCGUGAUUUAUUUAUUAUUCGAAAUAAUAUUAUUUUAUUAAAAAGUAAAAUUUAAAAGCAAUAUCGUUUGCUCAAUCUUAUUUUACAUUUGAAAAAACAAAAGACUUUUAUUUAUGUUAAAGGAAUACAAUAAUAAGAUAUUCUGUAUAAAACUCACUUUAAAUUUUUUUAUGUCAAUUUUGUUGUUAGAAUUAAUGUUGGUUCAAUGUCGGAUAUUACAUUGUAUAAUUACUUUAUAAAAUGGCUGUGCACCAUAUUUGCAAUUAGGAUAUUGUUUUAUAUUUAUUUAAUCGCUCGUUUUGUUAAAAGCAUCAUAUCAUAAUUUAUUACAUAUCGUGUAGAUUAGAAAUUCAUCAAUUUGUUUAAUUUAACAUAAAAUUUACAGUUUUUUGCCAAAUAAAUUAAUAUGUUUAAGCGAAAAUUUUAAAAAACGUAUUGUACAGAAUGUUAUUGAACAAAGUUGUUAAUUAUUAUGCGCUUGAAAUACGAGGAAAUAAAUAAUUAAACUACCUAAAUAAAUUCGAUUUAUUGUUAUCAGUGAGUUCAGGUUUACAAAUGUUCCUAAAGUAUAUUAUGUAAAAUAUCAAGACGUGCAUUGUUAAAAGUAAAAAUUGUUUACAUUAUUUAAGUCAUGUAUGUACAUUAACGGCUUAAGAUGUUAAGUGAAAAUAAUAUUGUGAAUAUCAGCAAUAUGUUAAAAACACAUGAAAUUAACAUUAUACAUCCGACAUUGGACCAAUACUAAUUUAAGUUUGCGCAAAAAUAAACCCAAAGAAACAUUGAAAGCUUUAUAUCCCAGACUUAAACUUUGAUAAAGUUGACUAUUAAGCGCUUGUUACAUAAUAUUAAUAAAAAUAAAAUAUUAAUUCGAGUACAUUUUAUAAGCACAAAAUAUAAUAUGUUUAUACACAUUUUAUCAUAUUUUUAAUAAAUACUAUAUAAUUUUGAAAAAAGCCCAAAUAAAGUCGACGAGUUGUCUCUUUAACGCGAGACACUUUCAGUUAUUGA
Messenger RNA from Anthonomus grandis grandis, 18656 nucleotides. It is a transcript of the gene sei, whose product is annotated as potassium voltage-gated channel subfamily H member 6. The record is from RefSeq and is a predicted model, not a curated record. The transcript is spliced from 25 exons. Gene Ontology annotation, cellular component: membrane. The coding region runs from base 1019 to 4999 and encodes 1326 amino acids. Gene Ontology annotation, biological process: membrane repolarization during action potential; potassium ion transmembrane transport. NCBI's taxonomy places the organism in Eukaryota, Metazoa, Arthropoda, Insecta, Coleoptera, Curculionidae. Gene Ontology annotation, molecular function: inward rectifier potassium channel activity.